Molecule: messenger RNA, 2428 nt
Organism: Phalacrocorax carbo (great cormorant)
Lineage: Eukaryota; Metazoa; Chordata; Aves; Suliformes; Phalacrocoracidae
Source: RefSeq, a predicted model, not a curated record
AUGGUUCCGCGGCGGGGCCGCUCCCUCCGCCCAGGCGCUCGUCUCGCUGGUGCGGCGGCGGUGAUGGCGGCGCUGGGGCUCCCCCCGGUCCCCGCGAUCUUCAGCACCAUGGAGGAGGGGCCGAGAGCUGGGGGGGCCACACCGGGGGAGGCAUGGCUGGAGGCCCACGGCCGGGCCCUGGGGCACUUUGUGGCUGGGACGUGGCUGAAGCCGCCGGGACGGGGGACGCUGGAGUGCCGGGAGGCUGCCACAGGGCGGCUGCUGGCGACGGUGCUGCAGGGGGAGGAGGCUGACCUGGCAGCAGCCGUGGAGGCGGCGGCGGCGGCGGCGGCGAAGUGGGGGCGGCUGGGGGGGCCCCAGAGGGCCCAGCACCUGCAGCGGCUGGCGGCGGCGCUGGAGCGGGGGGCAGCGGGGAUGGGGGCGGUGGCCGCUCUCUCGGGGGGGCGGCCGCUGUCCCAGGCCCUCGGGGCCGACCUGGAGCUGGGGCUGCGGCUGCUGCGGGUGCCGGCGGGGUGGGCCCAGCUCGGCCCCCCCGGCCUGGGUGGCUGGGCCCCCCUCGGGGUGGUGGCCAUCCUCAUGUCGGGUCCCUGCUCCCUGGCGGCGCUGCUGUGGAAGCUGGGACCUCUCCUGGCCAUGGGCAACGCGGCGCUGGUGCUGCCGCCGGCCGAGGCCCCGCUGGCGCCGCUGUUGGUGGCGGAGCUGAGUGGGGAGGGGGGGGCGCUGCCCCCUGGGCUGCUCAACGUGGUGACGGGGACCCCCCGCCUGCACCGUGCCCUCUGCGCCCACCCCCACAUCGCCGCUGUCACCUUCCUCGGUGCCCACCAGGAGGAGGUGCAGGAUGUGGCCUGGGGGUCCCCAUGCCGGGGACCGCGGCUGGGGGUGGCCCGGGGGGGCCGCGUCGUCGUCGUCGUCCUCGACUCAGCCGACCUGGACAGUGCGGCCACCGCUAUCGUGGAGAGCAUGGGGGCCCCCCCGCCGCUGUUCCCAUGGGGGGGCUGCGUGGUGCUGGCGCAGGAGGGGGUGGUGGCACCCCUGGGACGACGGCUCCGGGCCCGGCUGGGGGGUCUGCGGGUCGGGGACCCCUUGGACCCUGGCACUGAUGUGGGGCCGCUGCCCCCCACGGCCGCCUCCCCCAAGGGGGUGGUGCAGGCGGCGUGUGAGGAGGGGGCCGAGGUUUUCCAGCCACCGGUAACGCUGCCCCCCGGGGGGCGCUUCUACCCCCCCACCCUGAUCACGGGGGUGGCCCCCACCUCGCGCUGCCUCCGAGAGCCGGUGCCGGGACCGGUGCUGGUGCUGCUGCCCGUGCGCUCCCCGGGGGAGGCCGUCACCGUGGCCUCGGGGCUGCCCCACGUGGCCGCCGGCGCCGUCUGGGCCCAGGACGUGACCCUUGCCCUUGACGUGGCCGGCAGGCUGCCCCUGGGGCUGGUAUGGCUCAACGCGCUCAACCUGCUGGACCCGAUGGGGGGCUGCGCCGGGGGGGACGGGGACGGCGCCGGCCUGGAGGCGCUGCGAGAGUUCGGGUGUCCCCCCUGGGAGCCCCCCUGGGGGCCAGGGAACACCCCCGAGACCCUCCUGGACAAGGAGCUCAGCCCAGAGCCAGUCCCGGGGGGUCCUGUGGCGGCCCCCGACUCCGCUGACGUCGCCGCAGCCAUGGAGGCCGCCCGCCGUGUCGCCCUGGGGUGGGGGCGGCUGCCAGGGGCAGCGCGUGCCCGGGUUCUGCGGGGGGCGGCGGCGGCACUGGGGGGGGGCGGGGCCCUGGGGCCCCCCCAGAGGGACGGCGACGACGGCGACGACGGGCGGCUGCGGGCGGCGCUGCUGCGGUGGGCAGCGCAUGUGGAGCUGAUGGGUGGGGUCGUGCAGGAGGUGCCUGGUGGGCGGGCCCUGGUGACGCGCCGGCCGCUGGGGGUGGUGGGCGUGGCCUGGAGCGGGCCCCGCCCCCUUCGGCGCGCGCUGGAGCUCCUCCCCCCCGCGCUGGCGUUGGGCAACGGGCUCGUGGUGGUGGCGCCCCCCAGCGGCGUUGGCUCUGCACUGCGCCUGCGGCAGGCACUGGUGGCUGCGGGGCUCCCCGGGGGGGCUCUGGCAGUGCUGCCGGGGGGGGCCGGGGGCGCCGGCGUGUCGCUGGAGCGGCACCGGCCCGACGGGCUGUGGCUCUGCGGGGGGGGUGCGGACCCUGACUGGGCCUCGGCUGUGAGCGUCACCCACGUGUGGGUCCCGGGUCAGGUCCUGGGGGGGCCGGGGCAGGACCCCCCCCCCAGUGCUGAGCGGGAGCUGGAGCUGCGCUGCACCCGCCCCCACUGCCUCUGGGUGCCCGGAGGGGGGCCCUGAGCCCCUGGCCCCUGACCUCUGGUGACCCUGAUCUGUCACUCCCCCCCCAACAAACUGAGCCCUGGGCUGCGGCUCCGACCCCAAUAAACCCCCCUCCCGCCUG